AUGGAGGUUCUAGUUCUGUUGGCUGCCGCAGUGGUAGCAGAGCAGAAAAGGGAAGCUGAACCUCAUUACGGAUAUGCUGGACUCUACGGCUACCCUUACCGCGCUUAUGGUUAUGGCUAUGGCGUCCCUGGAGGUUAUCUGAACCACAUUACUACGGAAGGCUACGGUUAUCCUUACCGACAACUCUAUACCCCCCACGCCCACUCUUACGUCCACACCCAUGGCAUCGGUAAGAGGGAGGCUGAGGCUGAACCAGAGCCUCACUAUGGAGGUUAUGGUUAUGGCCUUUACCGACCCUAUGGUUAUGACCUCUACCGUCCAUUUGGCUACGGUCUUUACCGACCUUUUGGCUAUGGAUAUUAUGGAUGA
Molecule: messenger RNA, 369 nt
Organism: Penaeus indicus
Lineage: Eukaryota; Metazoa; Arthropoda; Malacostraca; Decapoda; Penaeidae
Product: shematrin-like protein 1
Exons: 3
Coding region: 1-369 (122 amino acids)
Source: RefSeq, a predicted model, not a curated record